Molecule: messenger RNA, 1007 nt
Organism: Bradysia coprophila
Lineage: Eukaryota; Metazoa; Arthropoda; Insecta; Diptera; Sciaridae
Source: RefSeq, a predicted model, not a curated record
GUUUUUUUUAAUUUUUAAUUUCACGUUGACUGGCAUUUUGCGUAUGAAGCGAGAUCAGUUGUUGUUUUAUUGUGUCAAAGGUUAUAUCUUAAUACCACAACGCAUUUUCCGAGGAAAGGUUUUGGAUACUUUUUUUUUGUUUAUAACUAGAGGAGCACAAGAUAAGUGUAAAUUCAAGCAAUCGAAAAGUUUCUUCGACAUUGAAGAGUGUAAAUAAAUUCGGAAAAUGAUUUGUUCGGAUUCUUGGAAGCUGUUGCACAUUAUAGUUGCUAUGGUGGUCACAUUAAUUUCGUUUCGACCAGUAUCGGCUGCAUAUGGUGAAAUUUUCAGUGGAACAUUCCACGCUUGCCGAUACUCAGCCUGCGACCAUCACCCCAUUUGUCCAUAUGGUCAUGAUAGUCUCACCCAAACGCGUGACGGCUGUUCUGAUUCCAAACAAAAAAACUAUUGUUGCCCAUCUGGUACGGGUCCUCAAUGCUUCUUCACCGCUUGUGAUGGUGAUAAAGCAUGCCCCGAAAAUUAUCGUGAACUGGAUCGCACCAGAGUCGGAUGCUCUGAGGCCAAGGUUUACUGCUGCAAAAAAGCACAUCUGCCAUAUUGUUUCGACAUGACCUGUCCCACAAGUUCUGAGUCGGAAAAAUCCUGUCCACCUGAAUACAGAGAAACGAGAAGAGAAAUAGGUCAAAAGCCUGGAUGUGAUUCGACGGUUUCGAUGCGUCUAACAUGUUGCCUGCACGAUAACGACGACGAUAACGGCGGUGGACAUAAUCAAAAUGAUAUUGGAAACACGAAGAAUGAAGACGGUGGCAUUCGAAUUUUUACUAAUUAUAAGAGAGGUAUGUACAGUAGUGGAGAGACUGCUUUCGCAGUAUUUCUUAAAGUUUUGAUUCUUCUACCAAUUAUAAUUGCAAUGUUGUAAGAUAUUUGAGUCACAAUCGUUAUUGACGAAGUGAAUGAUCCACUGGAUCCAUUGAACGAAACGUUAAAGUAAAUAAAAAAAAUUUGGA